Messenger RNA from Candidula unifasciata, 2228 nucleotides. The record is from the annotation of a GenBank genome assembly. Lineage: Eukaryota; Metazoa; Mollusca; Gastropoda; Stylommatophora; Geomitridae.
AUGAAACCUCCUGAUAAAAUGGACACAACAGAACACCAGAUUUUCCUUCAGCGAAAACUGAUGGAUGUACGGAAGAGAGCGCAGUACCACUGGGCAUUCCUACGAGAUUCUGUCAAGAGUGUGAAAAAGUCAGUAGAAGAAGCAGACAUGAGAGAAUUGGGGAUUUCCCAUGGCAUAUACAGAGAAAGAAGCCUCAGCCACCAACAACAGAUCACUCAAGUGCUGUUCAUUCCAGAGUACAAGGAGUACCUAACAAAUGAGGGACAGACGUUUCACUUUUUUGAUGAGGAUGGACACAAGAAAAGUUCAUUCCAAGCCACAGAAAACAUAAACAGGGUUGUUUUCUCCUCCCAGACCAACCAGUUUGUGGGGUAUAUGCAAGGGCAAGAGCAUCUUUAUCUGAUGAGCAAACACUUUGUACCUGGAACACGCUCAAAAGCUGUGGGCAGGAUCUUCAUGGCCGCCUACAAUAACAGUACUGGAGAACUGAUCACUGUUGGACCUCAUUUCAUUACAUUUUGGAUGUUCCGUUAUGGAGCGCGCUACCUAAUCCCAAGAAAGACAACCACUACAGACUUUGGUGAAACAAAUAUGUUUAUCACCAUGGUUUUGGAAGAGGCAACAGAUCAAACACAGAAAAUCUAUUUUGCUUAUGAAAAUGGAGUAGUGGUCUACAACAUCUUUAGUGGCACUGAGGUGGCUCACAAGAAAUCAUUACAUUCCCAGCCACUCACAGCAAUGACAUUUUUCAACCCUUAUAAAUAUGUGAUCACUGCAGCAAGAGAUGGCUGCAUCAAGGUAUGGGAUGCAGACUGGAAAAUUAGGAUGGUUUUUGUUGGCCACAGCGAACAGGUGAACUUUCUGAAGAUUUACCCUCAUGGGCCAGCAUUUAUUUCAGCAUCUCUGGACUGCACACUGAGGGUGUGGAACAUGGACACAAGUGAUGAGAUUGACAAGGUUUUGAUUGAUGAUCCUAUCGAAGGAAUAGACACACAGAUGGACAAUGACAUUUUCUACACUUUUUCUAGCAACAGAGUGGAUUUGUGGAAAUUACAGCAUCUGUAUUACAUCCACACACACAUCGGGUACAAAGUUAACAGCAUAAAAGUGACCAGUCAUCCAUUAUUACCCCAGCGAGCAGUAGUUCUGUGUCGAGACUCUAGCAUUCGCAUCAUUUGUCCUCCAAAUGGUGAAGUUAUAACUACCAUGCUUUUGAAGCAGUCAGAAGGAUUAAUAGAUGCUGCUUAUGCCAUUGCUGAAGAUACAAUCUUUGCAGUGAUGUCUAAUGGUGACAUUGUGAAAGGUCUGACCAAUAAGAACCCAUGUGACAUUGUUUCUAGAUGGAAGGGCAGUAACUCUGAAGGAAUAUGCAAUUGUCUGCUGGUGUAUGAGUAUUUAGUGGAUCUUUCUGGUAGAAGUGAUAUUUUUACCUUAGCAAAACAUACAGCUCAAAGAAAUAAAGCGAAGGUUCUUAGAGGAAAGCCUAGCAAAAACAGAACUCUUCUGCUUGGUGGUCGAAAAGAUGGUUAUAUUUGUCUAAUUGACUGGCUAACAGGGGAAGUCCCUUUCAAAGUUGAGGCCCAUGGCAGUAAAGGUGUACUUAGCAUGGUAGCUAACACCAAAUCUGAUCAGCUCAUUUCUGCAGGAAUGGAUAACAUCAUCAAAGUCUGGCGUGUGUAUCCCUUUGCACAUGAAGCCUUCACCCCACUGAUGUCUUUUUACUGUGCCCAAUGUCCUUCAUUUAUGACGACCAUCAACAUCAGUUUAGGCAUAGCGUUUCAAGACUUAGCUACAGCAACAUUCAGCGUUGUGCUCUACAGUUUAGCAGACAGAAAUCGUUUUGACCACAAGCCAGAUGAUGACCACAUGGAUCGUAUAACUGGCCUGUCAUCAUGUCCUCGUAUGAAAUUAUAUGCUUCAAGCAGCAUAGAUGGCACUGUUCGUAUCUGGAGUGAGAAUAAUACAUUGAUUAGGUUGUUGUGUUUAAAUGCAGCCAUCCACAGUAUUGCAUUCUGCAGUUCCCAAGGGGAUCUCUUGGUUGGAAUUGACAAUCAUCUUUACCUCAUCCCACAUACAAAAUAUCUUCCAAAGUCUUACAAGAGAAAACAAGCAUGCAUGAAAUUUUUACCUGUCAAGGCUGAGCAGCCAUUACCAUAUGAUGAAAAUAAACUGAGUUUAAUGAACAAAGCUGAUGUAAUGCGACUGAAAAAUGCUCAUGCCUCAUUCAG